UGAUUAUGAAGGCCGGAACUCUUAGGACCAGCUAUUGCUUCCCCGCCACUUAAAUGAAAAGUCCAAUUUCCCAUUCUCGUCGCCGGAGCUCCGGCUCCGGCUACCGCACGCCAGACCACCGCCACGGCUACUCCUCCAGCUAUGAUUCCUCCGGGGUUGGUACCACCAUCGUCAGGUCAAACGCCUCCCGGAACCCUGUCGCGGCUGCCGCCAGAUCAGUGGCUGCCGUUUUUGUUGCUUGCUUCACCCCGCCAGACGAGAGUAACUCCAAGAGCUUCGUCGAUGACCGGGAGUUCAAAGCUUCCUCCUCCUCCUCCUCCGUUGUAUCCAAUUAUUCGCACGGUUCAAAUGGACGAAUCAGUUCCAGUUCAUACAAGUCAACUCAGAGAAAAGAGCCUAGAUCUCUGAAUUUCACCAUGGAGGAUAUCUUGCAAGCCACAAGAAACUUCUCCGCUGCUUACAAGGUCGGCCAAGGUGGUUUUGGUACAGUGUACAUGGCAAAUCUCCGGGAUGGAAAUGUUGUUGCAGUAAAGCGUGCCAAGAAGAGUUUAUAUGAGAAACAUUUGGGUUUUGAGUUCCAAAGUGAGAUCCAAACAUUAUCACGGGUUGAACAUUUGAAUUUGGUGAAGUUCUAUGGAUAUUUGGAGCAAGGAGGUGAAAGAAUUAUCGUUGUGGAGUACGUCCCAAAUGGAACCCUUAGAGAACAUUUAGAUUGCAUUCGCGGGAGCAUUUUGGACCUUGCUUCUCGACUAGACAUUGCGAUUGAUGUGGCUCAUGCUAUCACCUAUCUUCAUAUGUAUAUAGAUCAUCCUAUUAUUCAUAGAGACAUCAAAUCUUCCAACAUCCUUCUUACUGAAAAUUUGCGAGCUAAGGUAGCUGAUUUUGGUUUUGCUAGACAGGCCCCUGACAGUGAUUCUGGUGUGACCCAUGUAUCCACCCAAGUUAGAGGAACUGCUGGCUACUUGGAUCCUGAAUACCUCAGAACCUAUCAACUAACUGAGAAGAGUGACGUUUAUUCAUUUGGCGUCUUACUUGUUGAACUUGUCUCAGGUAGACGUCCCAUUGAACCAAAAUUUGAACUGAAGGAGAGAAUCACGGCAAAAUGGGCUAUGAAGAAAUUUGUUGAGGGUGAUGCCAUAUCGGUCUUGGACCCAAAACUAGAUCACACUGCUGCAAAUAACCUGGCACUUGAGAAGAUACUUGAACUAGCCUUGCAGUGUUUGGCGCCUCGUAGACAAAGCAGACCUAGUAUGAAGAGAUGUGCCGAGAUCCUUUGGACCAUCCGCAAGGAUUACAGGGAGCUAUCAACUUCAGAUUUUUGUUCAUUUUCCUCUACUUCCCAGAGGAGCGCGUCAAUAAAAGAGUGAGAAACGCAAAAAGAUUUCUUUGAAGGAUAAAUAAUAUGCAUUCAUCAAAGAACCUGAGGUCUAUAUAUUGAUCUCUAUUCCUUGAAAUUAAUAUGCACAAAUUGUUCCUUACGAGUAACAAACUCAUCACUAGUUAGUUCUUUUGAUGUCACUGAAUCUCUUGGCGAAAGAUUCAUAUGCAGUUUGUUGUUUUACGAGGAUUAACGUGUGCUGUUACAGACCAGAGCUAGAUGGAUGUAAUAAUUCAGCGAUCGAAUAGUUGUUUUAGAAUUAAGGAUCAUCAAGAAAUUUGAGUGUGUGGAUGGGUGGAAGUUGAUGUGCUGGUAAUACAGUGGAACUUGUAGAUAGAAUUUUGGCUUGUGUAAAGGAACUUGGUAGCUUUUGCUCCAGAAAGACCAGUCCUGUGCAUUCUGUGAUUUUUUUUUUUUUUUUUUAGCAUGGAACUAAGAGAGCUUUGCGAGGAGGAAAACUCUGAUGUAACAGUUGGGCACCUAUCUCAUAGAUCUGCUAAUAUUGGAUGUAGUUAUCUAUAAAUUAGUUUGGGUUAAGGUGCAUUUUUUCCUCUGUAUUUUCCUUUGAACAGUGCUAGGUAUCCUGUAAUAAUAAGUGUGGUAUUUUUUCCUCUUAAACUAAACCGGGGAUUUUUGUUCCUCAAAAUGGUUUAAGGGGAACAAUUCCUCACUUAUUAGCAGAGUGUUUAGCGUUCUUCAAAGAAAAGUUCAGAGGAAAAAAAUAAAAGCAUUUUAACUUCAACUAAUUAGUUUUAUACAAUUUGAUUUCCAUUCUUGAGAA
This is a messenger RNA of Prosopis cineraria, 2159 nucleotides long. RefSeq names its product calmodulin-binding receptor-like cytoplasmic kinase 2. The record is from RefSeq and is a predicted model, not a curated record. The coding region runs from base 54 to 1367 and encodes 437 amino acids. NCBI's taxonomy places the organism in Eukaryota, Viridiplantae, Streptophyta, Magnoliopsida, Fabales, Fabaceae. The transcript has 6 exons. Gene Ontology annotation, biological process: protein phosphorylation. Gene Ontology annotation, molecular function: ATP binding; protein kinase activity.